Linum tenue is the source of this 2820-nucleotide messenger RNA. Lineage: Eukaryota; Viridiplantae; Streptophyta; Magnoliopsida; Malpighiales; Linaceae. The record is from the annotation of a GenBank genome assembly.
AUGUACGAACUAAGGCCAUUUCACCACCAUCCCCGCCCUCCUCCUUCCCACCCAAACCCACAGAACUCCAAACUCAGAACCCAUUCCCAUGCUUCUGUUUCCUUAUCCCAGGUUUCCACCACCCUCGAAGUCGCCCCCCAUCCGCCAUUGUUGCAGUCCUCAAGCUUCCAGCUGUCGGCCAGCACGACUGAUGCCAGGAGCGUCGUUCCCAUCAGAGCAAGGCAUGCCCAGAUGAUAAAAUCACCCAAAAACAGCGAUUCCGAGCCAAAGGCCAGAGCUUUGGUCACUUCUUACUUGGAGCUCGGCGAUCGUGGGUCGGCUGUUGUGGGGUUUCUGUUGGGUCUGGAGGGGAAUUACACUUCAUGGAUUUCUUUCCUGGAAGAAUUUGAGAGCUCGGGAGGCGAUUUGAGGGAAAUCCUUGAGGUUUUCCUUGACUUGAAAUGUAGAGGCGGCGUGGGUUUUGGCAGCAGGGUUGUCACUUUGAUCUUGAAGAUUUGUGCUUCUGUGCAUCAUUCAUGGAUGGGUUUGGGAAUUCAUGCUGGUUUGAUCAAGAUGGGACUGGAUUCAGAUGUUUACAUAAGCUGCGCCUUGCUAGGUUUUUAUAGGUGGUGUUUUGGUGUGGGAAUUGCCAACCAGGUGCUUAAUGAAUUGUCUGAACCAGAUGACCGUUUGUGGAACCAGGCAAUCAUCAUGAACUUGGAGGGUGGUGAGUUCAGUCAAGCUCUUGGGCUCUUUAGAGCAAUGCAAUUGGGCCCUUGGAAGACCAGUCCUCGUACAAUUGUGAAGCUGUUGCAAGCAUGCGGGAAAGAAGGAGCUCUGGAUAAAGGGAAGCAGAUUCACGGGUACGUUCUAAAACAUGGAUUGGAAUCCAACUCUUUUGUAUGUAACUCGCUGGUAACAAUGUACUCUAGAAAUCAUAAGCUGGACCUGGCUACUAGAGCUUUUGAUUGGAUGGAAGAUCCCAGCUCAUCUUCCUGGAAUUCGAUUAUUUCUAGUCACGCCUUGCAUGGCCAUUUGAGUGAUGCGUGGAAUCUUUUUCAUGAGAUGGAAUUCUCCGGAACGAAACCAGACACCAUAACUUGGAAUUGCCUGUUGUCAGGGCAUGCUCUUCAUGGUUCAUAUGAGGAAAUCCUUACCAUUCUGCGACGCAUGCAAACGGCUGGCUUUAGGCCAGGUUCCAGCUCCAUUACCAUCGUUCUUCAAGCUGUUAUUGAGCUGGGCCUCCUGACUGCUGGUAAAGAAAUCCAUGGAUAUGUGAUGAGAAAUGAGCAUGAGUUCGAUGUUUAUGUGGGAACUUCGUUGGUGGACAUGUAUGUAAAGAAUGACUAUAUGUCCAGUGCACAGGCAGUUUUUGACAAUAUGAAGAACAAAAACAUAUUUGCUUGGAACGCACUGAUAUCAGGCUACUCGUUUCAAGGCCAGUUUCAGGAUGCUGAAAGAUUACUGGCUCAAAUGGAGGAGGAAGGAGUUCAACCUGAUUUAGUCACAUGGAAUGGACUGGUUGCUGGGUAUUCCAUGCAUGGCAAGAAUGACGAAGCUCUGGCUGUGAUUGAUGACAUCAAAAGUUCAGGUUCAAACCCAAACGUGGUUACAUGGACUUCUCUCAUAUCAGGUUCUUCUCAGCAAGGCAACUACAGGAAAUCCUUGAAACAUUUUAUUCAAAUGCAACGAGAAGGGAUUCUGCCCAACUCUGCCACAAUUUCCUGUUUGCUUCGAUCUUUCGCAGGCCUCUCCCUUUUGCAGAAUGGUAAAGAAGCUCACUGCUUCAGCAUUAGAAAUGGUUACACUGACGAUGCCUUCAUAGCUACAGCACUGAUCGACAUGUACAGUAAGUCAGGUGAUAUAAAGAGUGCAUAUGCAGUUUUCAGGAAGACCAAAAACAAAACCGUACCCUGCUGGAAUUGCAUGAUGAUGGGAUUUGCAAACUAUGGUCUUGGGACAGAAGUGAUUUCGGUUUUCAAUGAAAUGCAAGGAUCUGGUCUUCUUCCAGAUGCCAUAUCCUUCACGGCUGUGCUCUCCGGUUGCAAGAACUCGGGUUUAGUCAGCGAGGGAUGGAAGUACUUUGACAGCAUGAGCAAAGCUUUUAGUAUAGAGCCAACAACUGAGCAUUACUCUUGCAUGGUGGAUCUUCUUGGAAGAGCUGGGUAUCUUGAUGAAGCUUGGGACUUUAUCCAAACAAUGCCAUUGAAACCGGAUGCCAGCAUGUGGGGCGCUUUCCUCGGGUCAUGCAGAAUCCACAGGAACCUGGAGUAUGCAGAAAUUGCAGCCAAGCAGCUUUAUGAGUUGGAGCCUCGUAAUUCGGCUAAUUAUGUUGUGAUGAUGAGCUUAUAUGCCAUGUCAAACAGGUGGGGAGACGUAGAUCGUAUAAAAGAUGUCAUGUACAACGAAGGACUGAAACCUGGACCUAUAUGGAGCUGGACACAGAUUGAUGACCGGGCUCAUGUGUUCUACGCUGGAGGGAAACCCCAUGAAGAUGAAGGGGAGAUUUACUUUGAGCUGUACCAAUUGGUUUCUGAAAUCAAGGAGCUUGGCUAUGUAGCUGAUAUGGCGUGCGUCCAUCAGCAGGUGGACGAUGAUGCUGAAGGGGAGAAGUUGCUUCUGAGUCACACUGAGAAACUGGCCAUAACUUAUGGACUGAUGAAGAGGAGAAGCAGCAGCAGCGCGCCUAUCCGAGUGAUAAAAAACACAAGAACAUGUUCCGACUGCCACACGGCUGCAAAGUUCAUAUCCAUUGCGAGAGGCUGUGAGAUUCUCCUCAAAGAUGGCAUACGUUUUCACCAUUUCAAGGCAGGGAAGUGUUCUUGCAACGACUACUGGUAG